CCUUGAAUGGGAGAAUUAGGCCUAUAUCAAAAUAGAAAUAAAUAAAGUAAAUAAAUGAGACUUUAGCUUACUGGUGUCACAACAACAGACGAGCAAAACAAACAUUUUCAUUUCAGGUCUGUAAACAACAGUAACUGACAAAGAGUCCUUACCUUUUCUCAUGUUUGUUUAUGGAUACUCAGCUGUUUCCCCAUUGUGUGUUGGUUUACCGCGGAGUCGCGGACGGGUGAUUGGCUGUACCGAGCGCGAGAUGCUCGCCGGUGUUACGGCUGAACAUUCGCCGCUCAUCGACCCGAGGCAGUGUUACCAUUAUUGAUUAUAGCCGGAAUGAUGGUAGUCACGUCCUCAUUACCAUUACCGUAUGUAUUUAACCGUCUUAAUAAUUGUUUUUUUCACUUUUACUUUGUUACUAUUCGGCUAGCUGGCUAAUGAUAACUUGAACAUCUAUUUACACCAAUGAGAGCAAAUUUACACUUAUCUCCUACCUGCUUUUUUUGUGUGGUAAUUUGCUGUUAGAACCAAUAGAUUUCGGUUUGUUUUCCAACCAUUUCACUAUGUUUCCAACUUGGCUAGUGUGGACUACCUGUAUUUUCUAAUCCAUCUUUAAUAGGCUACUUAAAAUAUACACCAUACUGGACUUUUAGGCCUGGCGACGGGUCAAAUGAGGCCAGAUGUGCUGCUAGGCUUGUGAUGCACUUGCGGUAAAAAGCUUUAGAGUCACACUGUUGUAAAAUGCAGAGAUUGUUUUUUUUUUGCGUGUAGAUUCUGCAGAUGAGUGCAGAAACAAACUCUGCACAUAGACCUCAUCAUUGUGCACAGUAAAUAAGCCAUGAUCAGCUCUUCUAACUAGUAGGCUAUGGAUGCUGGCUGUAAGGCUGCAGUACAUGCCCCAGCUAUUUAGAAUCACUUUCCUUAAACACCACCAUGUGACCAUUUUUACAUGCAGGAGAUGCUCUCAGAAUUCAUCAAAUAAUCCCAAACUACCUCCUAGGCUCUUCCACUGUCCCUUUGCCUUUGAAGUCUUGAGUGAAGUUAUGGUGUCUCAAUUACAUGCAAUGGCGCAGGAUUAAGCUUAUGCCAAAGCAAGAUCUAUUUCUGAAAUUCAGAAGCAUGUUUUCUGAAGCCCUGACUUGGUUAAAACAGCUUACUGACCUUGAGGAUUCAUCAGUAUGUAGUUUUUCCACUUGUGAUCACAGGGGGAUUUCAAUACGGUGACUGAAGUGGAAUAUUUUUUCUGCAUGGCUACAUAUGCAGAGACAUUCCCCCAUGAGAUUCUCUUUGAUGACAGAAUAGCAGACUGCACAGAUGUGUGUUAGUGUGUGAUACACUUUACUUACAUUUAAAGAUGUGUGUUAGGUAUUUAUGAGGGUUAUUAAUGUAUCCGCUGUUCAGUUAAUGGAUUAGCAUGCGAUGCAUCCACAUACAUGAAUUGUAUUAGGGGCUCAUACUAAUAGCUUUGAUAGCACAGUGUACUUUGUAGUCUUUAUCUUUCCCUCCAUCAGCAAGCAGUGAUUUACUUUGUUAAGGUGUGACCUCAUCCUCCUGGCUCCCUAAUACCCCACCUCCCCCUCUGAGCAAGAGCAGGCAACCCUGUUAUCACCCACGCAUACACGCAAACACACACACACACGCACACACACACACACACACACACACACACACACACACACACACACUUAUAAAUACACGUACACACACUUGUAAAUUCACAUACACACAGUGCAGCAAAAAAGGGGACUGGGGUAGGGCUUGGGAGAUUUUCACAUUUUAUUUUCAGAGUAUAUAUGUCUAUCUCAGUGUGUGUAUGUGUGCUCAGACUUGCAAAAAGGCAGAGAGAGUGUGUGUGUGAGAGAGAGAGAGAGAGAGAGAGAAACAGGGGAGGCGAAGGGGAGGGAGUGUGGAUCAUGCAUGUGCAUUAACUCAGCUCCAGCGGCACAGCAGCAGCAGCAGCAGCAGCAGCAGCAAACAGAAACAGCAGCAGCACAGGAGGGAAAGAGAGAGAGAGAGAGAGGGAGAGAAAAAGACAGAGGAGAGUUGGAGGGAGGGUAGUAGUCUCAGGCACAGGAACAAAAGCUGCAGAGGACUGCUUUCCAUCUCCACUAAAAGAACAACGGAGGAGUAAUAGCUGGAGGAGGGGCCGGUCAUGAUAGUAGUGAGACAAUAACGGUGGAGAAGAGGCACAUCAGUAGUCAGAGAGGACUGAAAACAGGGCGCUUCUCUUCUCUGCUCUCCAUGUUUUGGGGGGCUUCACGUACCAUUACCUUCGUCUCCAAACCCAGAGGAGGAUGUCUGUGUCGGGGAAGAAGGAAUUUGACGUGAAGCAGAUCCUCAGGCUCCGCUGGCGCUGGUUCAGCCAUUCGUCCCAAGGUUCAUCUGGCGGCGGAGGUGGCGGCGGUGGCGGGGUGGGAGGCUACAUCCAGCAGGAUGGCCUGGAUCACAGAGGAACGCCUGUCCAGGGCCGGCUGAAGAGUCACUCUCGGGAAAGAGGUGUUGGAGGACUACGGAAGACCAGCAGUCCAGUCCACAGCAUCUUAGCACCUACACCAGGGCCCACACCUGUCUGUGUCAGAGCCGGUCAUCAAUCAUGGCACCAUCAGCAGAACACCAUCCAGGGUCUCCAGGUCAACGAGGAAUCUUCAAAGAGCAGCUCCUCGCCCAGCACCACAAGGAAAGAGGAUGCCAACACCGGCCAGGAAGAUGUGAAGAGCAGCAAAGAGGAACCUGCAGAGGUGGAGGCCAGAGAGAGGUUGGCUAUAAGCACCUUCACCAGAAUGAACACCAACUCCUCCGAUGAGUUCUUCCAGGCCACAAACCAUGCAGAACAGACUUUCCGCAAGAUGGAGACCUACCUCCAGCACAAGCAGCUAUGUGAUGUCCUCUUGAUAGCAGGCGAUCACAAGAUACCAGCUCACAGACUGGUCCUGAGCGCGGUGUCCGACUACUUUGCUGCCAUGUUCACCAGCGACGUGAGAGAGGCAAAGCAGGAGGAGAUCAAGAUGGAGGGAGUCGAUCCGGAGGCGCUCAGAUCUCUUGUUCAUUUCGCCUACACUGGCGUCCUUGAGCUCAAAGAGGACACCAUUGAGAGUUUAUUAGCGGCAGCUUGUCUCCUCCAGCUUCCACAAGUCAUCCAGGUCUGCUGCAACUUCCUGAUGAAACAGCUCCAUCCUUCCAACUGCCUGGGCAUACGCUCCUUCGCAGACGCCCAGGGCUGCGUGGAUCUGCUCAACGUGGCUCAUAACUACACCAUGGAACACUUCCUGGAGGUCAUUCAGAACCAGGAGUUCCUUCUUCUCCCCACGGCAGAGAUUGUUAAGCUGCUCUCCAGCGAUGACAUCAACGUCCCCGACGAGGAAACCAUCUUCCAGGCUUUGAUGAUGUGGGUGCGGUAUGAUGUUCAGCAUCGACAACAGGACCUGGGGGUGCUCCUCGCUUUCAUUCGCCUGCCUCUUCUUCCUCCCCAGCUCCUUGCAGAUCUGGAAAACAACAAAAUGUUUUCUGAUGAUCUGGAAUGCCAAAAGCUGCUGAUGGAGGCCAUGAAGUACCAUCUUCUCCCGGAGAGACGUCCCAUGUUUCAGAGCCCAAGAACCAAACCUAGAAAGUCUACUGUGGGUGCACUUUAUGCUGUAGGCGGGAUGGAUGCUACCAAAGGAGCCACCACCAUUGAGAAGUACGACCUGCGGACCAACACGUGGGUCCAGGUUGGAGUCAUGAACGGGCGGCGGCUGCAGUUUGGCGUGGCGGUCAUUGACAACAAGCUGUAUGUGGUCGGAGGGAGGGAUGGACUGAAGACGUCCAACAUGGUGGAGUGUUACAAUCCAAUCAAUAAAGUAUGGUCCACCAUGCCCCCAAUGUCAACACACAGACAUGGACUUGGCAUUGCAGUCCUGGAGGGUCCUAUGUAUGCAGUGGGCGGUCACGAUGGCUGGAGCUAUCUCAACACGGUGGAACGAUGGGACCCGCAGGCCAGACAGUGGAACUACGUGGCCAGCAUGUCGACACCACGCAGCACCAUGGGAGUCACUGCUCUCAAUGGAAAAUUGUUUGCAGUAGGGGGAAGAGACGGCAGCUCGUGUCUGAGGUCAAUGGAGUGCUUCGAUCCGCACACCAACAAGUGGAGCAUGUGUGCUCCUAUGGCCAAGAGGCGAGGGGGAGUGGGUGUGGCAACGUACAACAACUUCCUGUAUGCUGUAGGCGGACACGACGCCCCCGCCUCCAACCACUGUUCUAGACUCUCCGAUUGUGUGGAGAGGUAUGACCCAAAGACGGACACGUGGACCACUGUGUCCUCCCUCAGUGUUCCGCGGGAUGCGGUGGGCGUCUGCCUGUUGGGUGACAGGCUUUAUGCCGUGGGUGGAUAUGAUGGCCAGUCCUAUCUAAACACUGUCGAGUCCUAUGAUGCACAGAACAACGAGUGGACCGAGGAGGUCCCUCUCAACAUUGGCAGGGCAGGCGCCUGCGUGGUGGUGGUGGUGGUGAAAUUGCCUUGAGCGUUUUGUCUCACGACAGCACGGGAAACAAAUGAGAGAGCGGCGCAGAAGAGUGGACUAGCAAAACAACAGAUCAAGGACACAUCCUUCGAGAGUUCUGCUUUCAUUUCAUUCUCCCUUAACUCAGCUCUCCAGAUUUUUCAGAGGGAAGCGCAGACAGAGCCUUGCCCAUAAACCAUUGUUUCUAUCAUUAGUGGACAUGUCUGCCCAUGGGGAGAGGACUGCACAUUCUCCACAUUCUCAACCGAUCAAGAAUUUUCAUAGACUUGGCUUGGCUGUAGCAAGAAGCCAAGCCUCUGUUGUUCUGGUUUGUUGAACUAGUUUUAUGAAGUUCUGUGUACGUCUGUGACAUUUAAUGUGAAAGUUACAUUUUGAGAAAAUAAGCCUUGAACUUAUUUUACAUCUACACAGAGACUUUUCUUAUCAGUGACAUCACAAUAUAGUCUCUAUUUUUGGGUUUGUAUUUCACUUUUUAGCCACACAAUUGAAACAUAAAUGUAACUUAUGUACCAGUGUUGUUCCUUAGUGCGUGGUCCGAACACAUUCUUACUCUUUACGGGAGAAGACCACUGUGAACACUGAGGGUCUAUGUUUGUCAGGCUCGUUUGAAGAACAGGGGAAACAACAGAUUCUGAAUAAUAGAUUUGGAUGUUUCCUUGACUUCUUUUUUAUGGAGCCUGUAGCUACAGAACACCAAAGUCAUUUGCUUUUCUUAGAAGUCUUGUUACGCAUUCAAUACAAGUUUACAAAAUUGUGAAUUACAGAAAAUAUAUCAUAUUGAUAUUUUACAUUGCUGUACAGAUUUCUGAUGAACUUUCUGAAUAUGUGUUGAUAGAAUCAUGCCUAAACCAGUGCGCUCUGGUGACUACAGUUAUUAUUAUUAUUAUUAUUAUUAUUAUUAUUCUGUCUUGAUUACUGGGCAUGCUAGCUGAUUUGAUUUAUACAACAUUACAUAUCAAGAUCACUGUCUGUAUUUCUAAUGAUGGGAUGCCUUUGGGGUCAUGGAGAUGAUCUUGUAAUAAAAAAAACAAACAUUGGAAUAAUCUGCAGGCAUCAAAAAUCUCUUCACUAACGUGACUUUGAUUACAAUUUUUAGAUUUAUAGUUGGUUCUGCUAAUUAAAUUAUAAAAGAAUGACUCACUUGAUCUCAAUAAGAAUAAUUUGUAUCUGUAAUAAAAACACGUCUUGAGGCAAAGUGUUACUUUCUAUGCUUUUAUCAUAAUUUUGUACAGCAUGCAAACCUAUCAAUAAAAUGACCUCAGUCUUCUCUGCAUGUUCAAUUCCAUGUUUUGAGCUGAAUGUGGCCCCUCAGCGGGCAGGUUUUUUUAUUUCUAUUGUUCUGCUUUCAGUAAACUAAACGGAUUCUUUGACCAAACAGAGUUUGAAGCUACUUUGAUGUCAGCAUUAACCUCAGCUUUCUCCUUGUUGCAGCACCGGCUUUUCAAAUCAAGCAAGCAUGUUUGCUGAUAUCAUUCUCUCAUCACCAGCCUGAAGACCAACUGCUAGUACUUGGAUUUGUUUUUCUCAUUGUUUACCCUCCAAAAGUUGUAGAGGCCCUCCACCCUUACCCUCCCCUCGCUUGUUUGGAUGGCUUUGAACGUUCUUUGCAUACAAAACACUUGCUAUGUGUUCAAGCAAAGGUUUUAUUCUAAAACUUGUUGGUCUGUCAGAAUGCUCAACAUAUUUGG
This is a messenger RNA of Labrus mixtus (cuckoo wrasse), 6175 nucleotides long. It is a transcript of the gene klhl4, whose product is annotated as kelch-like family member 4. Gene Ontology annotation, molecular function: protein binding. The coding region runs from base 2286 to 4487 and encodes 733 amino acids. The record is from RefSeq and is a predicted model, not a curated record. NCBI's taxonomy places the organism in Eukaryota, Metazoa, Chordata, Actinopteri, Labriformes, Labridae. The transcript is spliced from 11 exons.